Messenger RNA from Australozyma saopauloensis, 669 nucleotides. RefSeq lists its product as uncharacterized. The record is from RefSeq and is a predicted model, not a curated record. The coding region runs from base 1 to 669 and encodes 222 amino acids. Lineage: Eukaryota; Fungi; Ascomycota; Pichiomycetes; Serinales; Metschnikowiaceae. The transcript has a single exon.
AUGGACAGCGCAACCAAGGAAAGAAUCAUCGGCCACAUGAACAGAGACCACCAAUUGGCUCUUGUGGACUAUACCGUUGUCUAUGGCAAACAGCCCUUGGCUUCUUUUAGACCUUCUUCUGUUGUUAUCUCCGACAUCAACACGAAGUCCGUUACUCUCCGUUUUGAACAAGCCAACGGCACCAUCAAAACCGUGGAGGUCGAAUUUGAGAAGGCCGUUGAAGCCGACAAUCUUACUGUGUCGUCUUCGGCCGAUAUCAAGGGUAAACUCAUUGCCAUGGCCGAGUAUGCGGCCAAGAAGCAGGGUUUUUCUCACAAGCAGGUGAAAACCGUGGCCAAGCCUCGCUCGGGUAUUUCGUAUACCAUGUAUGCUUUGGCCGUGGUUUUGUCGGCCACUUAUGUGAAGCCCAGCCUUGUUCGUAACGUUCUUUCCUCUAUUGGACUUCAGAACAGCACUCUUUUAGCUAAAUGGGCAUUUGUUGAGAGAAACAUUUCUCCAAUUUUCUUGGGAACCUAUUUGAUCCACAUCAUGGAGAUUGUGUUUGUGAUGCUUCCAAAGGCCAGAAAGUACCGUAUGCCCAGAGAGACCGCCAUGGCCUGGGUCGGAAUGAACUUCAUUGAGGGAUUCCUUGCAUUCAUCAGAUUGAACAAGGUUGUCAAGUCCAUCUAA